CUUACGCGACUGGUAGCUCAGGGAAAAGCAACAGAUUGACAGAAUCGGUGUCCAGUGUAACCCAUCAGGCAGAGCUUGGAAGAAAAGAUGUUCCGUAAUCAGUAUGACAACGAUGUCACUGUUUGGAGCCCUCAGGGACGUAUUCAUCAGAUUGAAUAUGCCAUGGAGGCAGUGAAACAGGGUUCUGCCACUGUGGGCCUUAAGUCCAAGACUCAUGCUGUUCUUGUAGCUCUGAAGAGAGCUCAGUCUGAGCUAGCUGCUCACCAGAAGAAGAUUCUUCAUGUUGACAACCACGUGGGCAUUUCUAUUGCGGGUCUUACUGCUGAUGCAAGACUUUUGUGUAACUUCAUGCGUCAGGAGUGCCUUGACUCUAGGUUUGUGUUUGACCGGCCUCUUCCUGUUUCCCGCCUGGUGGCUUUGAUUGGAAGUAAAACCCAGAUUCCAACACAGCGAUAUGGAAGGAGACCCUACGGUGUUGGGUUGCUUAUUGCUGGUUAUGAUGAUAUGGGGCCUCACAUCUUCCAGACAUGUCCAUCGGCAAAUUACUUUGACUGUAAAGCCAUGUCCAUUGGAGCCCGUUCCCAGUCUGCUCGCACUUACCUGGAAAGAAACAUGGAGAAAUUUAUUGACUGCAAUUUGAACGAACUUGUCCAGCAUGGUCUCCGUGCUUUAAGAGAAACCCUCCCUGCUGAGCAGGACCUUACUACAAAGAAUGUCUCCAUUGGAAUUGUUGGCAAAGACCUGGAGUUUACUAUCUAUGAUGAUGACGAAGUUGCACCAUUCCUCGAAGGCCUUGAAGAGAGACCCCAGAGAAAGGUUGCACAGCCGCCUGAAGAGCCAGCAGGAGGAAAAGCUGAUGAGCCCAUGGAGCACUGAUGUUGGUCCUGGCUGCCAAAGAUUUACACUGCUGAUUAAAAAGUUCACAAUCUGUAACAUACCUGCUGUCAGUCUAUGACCAUGCAUUCACAAAGCAAAUGUCAACAUGGAGCCCAUUUUGGCCUAAGAAGAUCUUAGAAAGCCACCUACCACAAUAUUAGCUUUUUUGUUUUCUACAAAGACUAGUUAUAUUAUGCUUUUCUAUAUGAACCAACCUCAGAUUGAAGUUUCAGAAUAAAAUCUUGUUUUCCCUAUGUGUUUCAGGUCGUAGCUUUUUUAAAAAACAAAACAACAGAAAUGUUAAGUAACAACUGCUUCCAAUAAAAAAUAAAAAA
Lepisosteus oculatus (spotted gar) is the source of this 1211-nucleotide messenger RNA. It is a transcript of the gene psma1, whose product is annotated as proteasome 20S subunit alpha 1. Gene Ontology annotation, cellular component: proteasome core complex; nucleus; proteasome core complex, alpha-subunit complex. The record is from RefSeq and is a predicted model, not a curated record. Gene Ontology annotation, biological process: proteasomal protein catabolic process; ubiquitin-dependent protein catabolic process. NCBI's taxonomy places the organism in Eukaryota, Metazoa, Chordata, Actinopteri, Semionotiformes, Lepisosteidae.